AUGUCAUGUCAAUGUAUGCUAUGAGAGAGAAUAAAAUUCCGCUUAUCAUUGCAUUGUUCACUUCGAUUCUUUCGUAUUAAUAAUUUAUUAUUUUAUGAUUGUUUCUCUUUAUAGGCACUUCUAUAAACUUAUUUAAAUUGUGUAUUAAAGUAAUAAUUUGAAAUAUGUCUGCUAAUAAAGAAGAUACAGUACGACAGUUUUGUGAUGUGACCGGUGCAGACGAAGAAAGCAGUAAAUUCUUUUUAGAAUCUGCCAAUUGGCAACUUGAGAUAGCAUUAUCAAGCUUUUAUGAACAUGGUGGUAAUGUAGAAGAGGCCACAGCAUCAGGACCUUAUGCAAGCUUAUCAAAUACUGACAUGGAUGUACAACCCACAUCUCCAGUGAAAUCCAAGGAAAAGGAUAAGAAGAAACCCACAAACACAAAGUUUGCAACAUUAGAUUCUCUGCAGCAAGAGAGUUCGAGUGAAGAAGAUGAAGGUCAGGCAUUUUAUGCUGGUGGUUCAGAGCGCUCUGGUCAGCAAAUUCUUGGACCAGGAAAGGGCACGAAGGAUAUUGUUACUGAAAUGUUUAAAAGUGUUAGAGAACGCGGAGCUGUUGUGUUUGAAGAUGAGCCGUCUUCCGCAAGUAGGGGGCGUAGUGGACACUUUAGCGGCGCUGGAUACAGGCUGGGUCAGACUGCUGAUGAUCAUGAACAAGUGACACCGUCUAAUUCUGGACAAUCGGCACAGGAAAGUUCUCGGUCGGUGCGACUGCAGCUGUAUCGAGAAGGCUUCACCGUGGACUCAGGUCCGCUGCGACGCUACACCGACCCAGAGAAUGCAGAGUUCCUACAGUAUAUACGUAGAGGUGAGAUCCCGCCUUCUCUGGGUGGGGGUGCGGGCACCGAGGUACGAGUGUGUUUGGAAGACCGUCGUCACGAAGAAUGUCCGCGUUCGCAGCACAAGCCUCAGGCGUUCACUGGCAAAGGACAAAUGCUGGGCAGUCCGACACCGCCGGUAGCGGGCGCUACGGCCCCGGCCGGACCCGUCGACAGGGAAGCGAAUCUGCGAGCGGCACAGGACGCACUACGGCUCGACGACGGCCAGCCCGUCACCACCAUACAGUUCCGGCUGGCAGAUGGUAGUCGUCUGACUGGCCGCUUCAACCACACGCACACAGUGGGACAGUUAGCGGAGUAUGUGUCUCGCGCCGAACCUGCGUACCAACUGCAAUCGUUCGCUCUCCUCACGUCAUACCCCACAACGGAGCUGAGCGACCCCAGCCUUACCAUCGCUCAGGCCAACCUUCUCAACUCGACAUUGUUGCAGCGGCUGAAAUAAUCCUAUCAUUGUUAAUUAAAUCUGUACCCUAUUCGUUGAUACUUAGUAAACAAUUUUGAAAUGUUUUUUAAAGUAAAAUAAAUGGAUGGUAAUAUAAAUAUUAUUGGGGUAAUUGAUUAUGUAUUAACCCGUCGAGUGAUCUGCUCUGUUCUAGUUUACUUGUAAUAAAACUCUCUGGUGUAGCCAGAACUUAUGAUUCAAUGUUUUUAAAUUAGUGUACAGUCUACUCUACACUGUAGUAUAUAUUUUUUUAUUGAGGGGUUUGUGCUAUUGUCAGAUAUUUUAGACCUGUAGCACUCCGAUAUGCCUACUGCAAUCAAUUUAAUUUUUUUCAACGUUAGACCCGUCAGAGACAAGAAUUGAAAGAUA
Molecule: messenger RNA, 1688 nt
Organism: Achroia grisella
Lineage: Eukaryota; Metazoa; Arthropoda; Insecta; Lepidoptera; Pyralidae
Gene: p47
Product: NSFL1 cofactor p47
Exons: 9
Coding region: 165-1319 (384 amino acids)
Biological process (GO): Golgi organization; membrane fusion; autophagosome assembly
Cellular component (GO): cytosol; nucleus
Molecular function (GO): ubiquitin binding
Source: RefSeq, a predicted model, not a curated record